AUGGGCUCAGCAUUUUCUAGUAGCACUACUCUUACAGAUGACGAAUCGCACACAAAUCAGACAAUGGACGCUCUUCCUACUCAAGAACCCGUGCAUCAGCCGUAUCAUGGCCUCCUUGUUCCCGCUGAGGCAAGCAUGACGCGCGAGGAUUCGCAGACUUGGUACGCGGUAUUCUUCGAGCAAGCAAAUUGUGUACCACAUAAAGAUGGAAAACACAUCAUCAUCCGCUCGCCUAGUCUACCGCGCGGGCAGAUUCAUAACUAUGGGCGAGAAUUGACUGGCUGGCCGGUGGUCAAGAUCCGGAAUGUGUAUCAGCGCCUAGGAAAAGAUCACGCCAGAAUCGUUCGUUACGAAGGCAUCCUUGAUGAUGGCAGUCUAAUUGUUGAGAGGCUGUGGCCCGGCCCGUUCGAUUUGAGACUGCCAGUGAUGACUGUACCUGUACCCGCGAAACCCAGUCGCAACGACAAGACGAUGCUGAGCCUGUAUUAUCGGUGGGCCCUUCAAGGUCUUUCAGCACUCAGCGCUUUGCAUUCUCAUCGGAUCUAUCUCAGAACAUUUUCCACUCAGAUGAUGUGGUUGCGCUCAGAUUACUCUCUUGCGCUUACUGGAUUUGUUGGUGCCGAAAUUGUUGGCGAUGAAACCGGCUAUGGAGAAGGCGGCAGCGUGCGCGAAGAGCUUAUGGAGUUUGACGAGGAGGCAUUGCACGGCUGCGUCCAGGAGGACAUCUACUACUGGGCCACAUUUGUGUGGAGACUUAUGACGAAUGAUUACACUGAUGAAUCACCCUCGGCUAAAACAGGGUGUUGGGAGCCAUGUUGUCCAGUCGAGGGUGGGUGCAAACCCUAUGAUGACAACAGGGAGGUCUUCGACGAAAGAUUUUUGAACAACAUGUGGCAAGAGCUAGAUGAGGCAAGGCUUGGCAAAGUGUUGGUGAAUGCUUGGAAUAAGAAGUAUACAACCGUUGAUGAGGCGGUCGAGGACAUAAAGUCUAAUGCGUCAAAGAUGGACAUUAUAGUCACCAACGAUGAGGUGGAGUUAGAUAAGAAGUGGGAAGAUGUGUUUNAAGUCAUUGAGACAGGACCACGUCCGCACGCUCGUAUCCUCAAAUUCAAAGUAUCUACAUCAGACUAA
Bipolaris victoriae FI3 is the source of this 1131-nucleotide messenger RNA. RefSeq lists its product as hypothetical. The coding region runs from base 1 to 1131 and encodes 376 amino acids. The record is from RefSeq and is a predicted model, not a curated record. NCBI's taxonomy places the organism in Eukaryota, Fungi, Ascomycota, Dothideomycetes, Pleosporales, Pleosporaceae. The transcript is spliced from 2 exons.